Calypte anna (Anna's hummingbird) is the source of this 2042-nucleotide messenger RNA. It is a transcript of the gene CTSA, whose product is annotated as cathepsin A. The record is from RefSeq and is a predicted model, not a curated record. Bases 31 to 1503 code for a protein of 490 amino acids. Gene Ontology annotation, molecular function: serine-type carboxypeptidase activity. The transcript is spliced from 15 exons. NCBI's taxonomy places the organism in Eukaryota, Metazoa, Chordata, Aves, Apodiformes, Trochilidae. Gene Ontology annotation, biological process: proteolysis.
ACCCCGCUCACGUGAUCGCCCGGAGGUCAUAUGGGCGCGUGUCAUGUGCCUGCCGGGACCGCGCCUGCUGCGCCGGGAGCCGCCGAGAUGGGGCCGGUGCUGUUGUUCGUGCUGCUGGGGCUGGGUCUGAGCCGGGCCGCCCCCUCGGACCAUGAGGUGACGUUCCUGCCCGGGCUGUCCAAGCAGCCCGCCUUCCGGCACUUCUCGGGCUACCUCUGCGUCCGGCCGGGCAUGUACCUCCACUACUGGUUCGUGGAGGCCCAGAGCAACCCCCAGAGCAGCCCUCUGGUGCUGUGGCUGAACGGGGGCCCUGGCUGCAGCUCCAUGGAGGGCUUCCUGAAAGAGCACGGCCCCUUCCUGAUCCAGCCUGAUGGAGUGACGCUGAAGUACAAUGACUAUGCUUGGAACAAGAUUUCCAACAUACUCUACCUGGAGUCCCCGGCUGGAGUCGGCUUCUCAUUCUCUGACAACAAGAAGUACACCACAAAUGACACUGAGGUUGCUCACAAUAACUACCUGGCACUGAAGGAGUUCCUCCGGCUCUUCCCUGAGUACUCCAAAAACGAUCUUUUCCUCACCGGGGAGAGCUAUGGGGGGGUCUACAUCCCCACACUGGCUGAGUGGGUGAUGCAGGACCCCAGCCUCAACCUGAAGGGAAUCGCUGUGGGAAAUGGCCUCUCAUCCUACGAGAUCAAUGACAACUCCCUGGUGUACUUUGCCUAUUACCAUGGCCUGCUGGGGACCAAGCUGUGGAAGGACUUACAGGCCUACUGCUGUUCCCAAGGGAAAUGUAACUUCCAUGACAAUGCCAACCUGAACUGCACACUCAAGAUGCAGGAGGCAAUUCAGAUAAUCGAGGAGUCUGGCCUGAACAUCUACAACCUCUAUGCCCCUUGUGAUGGUGGUGUCCCUGGGAGCAUGAGGUACGAGGGUGAUUGUCUCAUCACACAUGACCUGGGCAACUCCUUCAUCCGGAUGCCAAUGAGGUUCUCGUGGCGGCAGAACCUGUUCCGGAUGCCGGUAGCCCGGAAGAGGGUCCGGAUGGACCCUCCCUGCACCAACUCCACAGCCCUCAGCACGUAUCUGAACUCCCCAGAGGUGCGGAAGGCUCUGCACAUCUCCCCCGAGGCUCCAGAGUGGGAGGUGUGCAGCUUCGAGGUGAACCGCAGCUACAAGCGCCUCUACAUGCAGAUGAAUGACCAGUACCUGAAGCUGCUUGGAGCUAUGAAAUACCGGAUCCUGGUGUACAAUGGGGACGUCGACAUGGCCUGCAACUUCCUCGGGGAUGAGUGGUUUGUGGACUCCCUGUGCCAGAAGGUGCAGGUGGCUCGUCGGCCCUGGCUCUACACUGAGAGAGGUGAGAACCAGAUCGGGGGCUUCGUGAAGGAAUUCACCAACAUUGCCUUCCUCACUGUCAAGGGAGCUGGACACAUGGUGCCUACAGACCGGCCGCUCGCCGCCUUCACCAUGUUCAGCCGCUUCAUUAAGAACGAGCCCUACUAGGAGCUGCGGUGGCAGUGCCCGGCUGCCCCCACCACCCAGUAUCCCUGCACAGCCUGUCCUGUCCCAUGGGCUGCACCCAGGCCACCUGUGCCAGGAACCAGCCACUCCCACAGCUAGCUGGGCUCCCGGCUCAGCCCAGACCCACGGGACGAUGCCUGGCAGGAUGGGCCAGGGCUGUCUGUGGGUGCAGACGAGGAGUCCCGGGGGCUGCCUGUGGGUGGGGGAUCAGGAGUGCUGGGGCUCUGUCCCGGCUGGGUGAGGAGCUGUGCCCCUGCUCCAGCCACCACUUUGCUCAUGGCUUCCCUACCAAUGCCUACCCCAGGGAGGGAGCAGCACCCACCACUUCCCCCUGCCCUGCAUGCACCCAGACAGGCUGCAGGCAGCUGGGCACUGCUCCUGUGGGGACCCUGCUCCUCUCCAUGCUGCUGCCACAUCCGAUCCCAGUGAAGGAGCCUUACUGUGAAGACAAUCCCCCUGCCCUCUCACUGCCCAGGGCACGUUGUGCCCCUGGGAGCUCGCAAUAAACCCUCUGAACCAGG